Messenger RNA from Amaranthus tricolor (Joseph's coat), 1602 nucleotides. RefSeq lists its product as uncharacterized. The transcript is spliced from 5 exons. The coding region runs from base 76 to 1014 and encodes 312 amino acids. Gene Ontology annotation, biological process: tRNA pseudouridine synthesis. Lineage: Eukaryota; Viridiplantae; Streptophyta; Magnoliopsida; Caryophyllales; Amaranthaceae. Gene Ontology annotation, molecular function: pseudouridine synthase activity; RNA binding. The record is from RefSeq and is a predicted model, not a curated record.
CAAUUAAUUCAUCUUGUUGUUACAACUUGGUAUGAAUCCAACAGGCAGAGCAUAGCACUGCAUUGGGGGCGGGGAAUGAGCUCAACAGUGACAACGCCGCUUCCUCUAAAUGUCGUGUGUUCAGGUGGGCAACCUCCAUUGAAUCCAGCUUCAACAAUUCCAUUGUUUAAAUGGCGUCUUCUUAUUGCUUAUGAUGGUACCAAUUAUGCUGGAUGGCAAUAUCAAGCUUCACCACCAACAGUACAGUGCGCCAUAGAAAAAGCAUUAACUGUGGCCACAAAGUUGGACCGAAAGGAUCUCAAUUUAGUUGGUGCCGGAAGGACUGAUACAGGAGUUCACGCAUGGGGCCAGGUUGCACAUUUUGUCACGCCUUACAAUUAUGAUGCUUUGGAUGGCGUUCAUGCAGCAUUAAAUGGUCUUCUCCCGCCUGACAUUCGUGUGAUGGAAAUGAGCCCUGCAUUACCGCACUUCCAUGCUCGUUUUUCUGCAGAAGGAAAAAUUUAUCGUUACAGCAUUUACAAUAGCCCUGUCAUGGAUCCAUUUCAGCGUUCUUAUGCAUAUCAUAGUGUGUAUAAGCUGAAUGCAGCUGUUAUGGCAGAUGCUGCCAUGUAUUUCACUGGAAAGCAUGACUUCUCAUCCUUCGCUAAUGCGAUUCGCAAUGAUGGAGUACGGAAUCCUAUCAAGACCAUAUCUCGAUUUGAAGUUACUGAGAGGGGACCUCUUCUGACCCUAGAAGUUGAAGGCUCAGGUUUUUUGUAUCGACAAGUUCGAAACAUGGUGGCAUUGUUGAUUCAAAUCGGAAGGGAAGCGAUUCCGCCUGAUAUAGUUCCUCAGAUAUUGGAAGCAAGAGACCGUAAGGAGUUGGCUAAGUAUGCGCUGUCUAUGCCUCCUCACGGAUUAAGUCUAGUAGAAGUGAAGUAUAAUAAAGAACAUCUGAAGCUUCCUGCAGAUUGUCCUCCAGUCAGUUUGGGUAGGCGUCAUACAAUUAGCAAAUGUAAACUUCCCUACUAUUGAGUACUUAUUAUUGAACUCAUUCAUUCUUAGUUUAAUCUUGAUAUUAAAGCAAGGAAUAACAUGUUAUUUGUAACUGCCUCGUUGUUACUGCUCCAUGGAGUUGCGAUAGAUGUUUAGGGGUCGUUUGGCGUGGAAAUUGCACAUGUGAUGGAAUGAGAGUAGUUAAAAAAGAGAAACGGUAAGGAUUAUCAUUAUUGUUAUUCUUGAAUGGUAUGAAAUUGAUAAGGAUGAUGGAAUUGUUCGUGUUUUGUAAAAACUUUGUUCUUUCGAAAGAUGUUCAACAGAAUUGUACAAAUCUGUGUUUUUGGAAUUUCGUGGAGCAAAAUCUAGCGGAGAACUCGACCAAACCCUCAGUCGAGUGGUAGCACUAAACCCAAUUGAAGUACUUUACUCGGUCGAAUGCAAGGCCGGUUUUUGCUCUCUGAAGUCUGAACUUAGUUUUUCUGUGCUCCAAGUACUUGCGAAUAUAAUUUUUCCUCUUUGCUUGAACAUGUUGACAGAUCAAGUCUCCUUGCAAUAAUAAAAAGAAUGUAUUCCAAGUUUAUAAACCCUUAAAAUUGGACAUUGAUCUUAAUCUCCGGCUAAAUC